This is a messenger RNA of Oikopleura dioica, 1176 nucleotides long. NCBI's taxonomy places the organism in Eukaryota, Metazoa, Chordata, Appendicularia, Copelata, Oikopleuridae. The record is from the annotation of a GenBank genome assembly.
AUGGGAAUAAUUCAGAAAUUCAAUGAAAAAGUGGCGAGAGAUCCUUUUGGCAAAAUCAUCUAUCUCUUUGGCAUAGCUCAGUUGGUACUGUUGUGUCUUUCUUACAGUCUUAAUCAGUGGAUAGAGGGGACGACUAGGUAUGACAAAGUACCGGAUCUGAAUGAAGGCAGCUGCGGGAACUACUGUAACGUCCAAAUCGGCCUCUGGGAGAUGCAAAAAGAAAGUCCUUCGAAUGGAACAUACAAGAGAAAGAUCCGUUCUUGCCCCGGCGAAGAGAAUUUUCACCUGAAACUCUUCCUCAGCGACGUUGAAACGCUUCCCAACGACCUGCCCCGAGUCUGCGAAGACUGCCCAGCUUUCGACUCUGUCGCUGCUCCUUGCAUUCGGCUCAUGACGCCGAUGAAUACAAUUACCGCUUCCUGGGUCCUUUUUGGCAUGGCGAUCGGAACAAGUACGCUGGGGUUGAUUUUGCCUUGGAUUCAAUUCGCUGGUUAUCGAAUUCGAUGGAUUCUAGUGGCGUAUGUUUCGAUAUUCUCUCUUGUUCUGGAAAUUAUGGGGACGUUGACGGUCGUUUCGGCCUUUGAGAAUGUCGUUUAUUCGAAGACUUUUACUUAUCGAACUCAGCCUGUUUCCUUCUUCGAGUCAUCCGUCAAGCACUACCAAUGGUCGACCUCGAUGAUGAUUCAAAUGUCAAACUUCAUCGUCACCUUGAUUUUCAUCCUUGGCGCCUUGGUCAUUUCAAAACUACGAAUUCCAAGAAAAUUCUCUCACAAGCGAAUGUUCAAAGAAACUGUUAAAGCGAUCACCAAAGAAAACGCAAAAAGGCUUCAAUCAAACAGAAAAUCGAGAAAAUCAAAAAAGUCGUACAAUGAGAGCAUCAAAAUAAAAAGAAUCUCCGAAGCAAAACGUCAAGCAGAAAAUGCAAGAAAACAAAGCAUCAUGGACCAAGAGCAGUGGAGAAAUACGAUGGAGGAAAAAGUGAAAUCUGGUGCAAUUCAACUUGACGGCGAAUUCAAGAGCGCAUUCAAUUUUCCGUCGCCAGAAGGGAGCGUGAAGACGGUAACGAAGAGUCUGGAAGACAGUCGGAGAAAUUUUCAAGAGCAGAUUUCGCUAGAAAACGAAGCUCUGGAAACUCAAAAUUCAAUACCUCCUAUUCAAAAAUACGCCGAUAUCUAA